GUAUAAUAGAGGUAUUAACUUUUUUGACGACCGCAACAACUAUUGACGACUUACACAUCUCAGGGAAUCUUCGACGAGAUGGAACAAACAUAUUCACAUUCCAAGCUGUGUCGGAUCUGAACGCUAGACACUAUGUCUGAGACAACUGUUUAUGUUUUCACGGCGGUCAUCGGACUGGUUCUAGUCCUGCUGCUCGGGCAUUUGGCUCAAGUACGCCGCCGUGGUGGAUCUGGACAAGGCAGUGACCUCCCAGGUCCGCGUGGCCUGCCCUUGCUUGGCCAUAGCCUAACACUCCGCGGCUGGGGCCUGGGGCUGGUCGCGUCCCUUAACCCCAGCCAACCCGCCACUGCCCGUGGCUCUCACAACCGUAGCAGCAACAGCGGCAGCGGUAGCGAGCGGUUGCUAGCAACGCUACGGCAAUGGUCCGAGCAGUACGGCGGCGCUUUCCAGCUUCAAACCGCCGGCCUGCUCGGCAGGCUGCUACUGCUGCCCGUGUUGGGAGGCUUUGAUGACCCACGGGUCAUUGUCGUACUCUCGGAUCCCGCCGCCGUACAUGCGCUCCUGGCUUUGGAUGAUGACGUGGCGCCCAAGUCCCGGCGGUACUACGGGGCGCUCGCCCGGGUGCUCCACCCCGCGGGUGUGCUCAGCUGCGCCACCGCCCCCUCCGCGGGGCAGACCGGCUGGGUGCGCCGCUCGCUGCUGCACGCGUUCAGCGGCCCCGAGCUGGAAGUGGACUUUGAGGUGGCCAAGGCCAAGUCGCUGUUGAUGGCCCGGCUGCUGCUGCGGCGCGGGCCGGGUGCGGUGGUGGACGUGUGGGAGGCGGCGCUGCGACUGAGCCUGGAUGUGAUGGGGCUCAGCAAGCUGGGGUACGACUUCAAGGCAGUUGAAUCGGGCGGGGAGGUGCUGCUGCUGCGGUUGCUGCGGGAGGUAGCGGCGGAGGGGGCCGCGCGGGUGCGGGGCCGGCGACCCAUGGGUCGGCUGGCGCCCUGGCUGCUGGACAGUGCGGCGGAGGGGCAGAACAGCUGCCGCAUACUGCAGGAGUUUGUGGAGAAGGUGUUGUGGGCCGACAUUGAGGCUCGCGGGCCGCCCCCUGCCGACGACGUAACGCUCGCAGCCCAGCUGGCACGACUGAGGCUGAGCUGUCCUCGCUGCUGCUGCUCGGGGUGGAGCCGGCGGGGGCGGCGGCGGCCUGGGCGCUGCACUGUCUGGCGGGGUGCAAGCAGGCGCAGGAUAUCCUGGUGGCCGAGCUGAAGCGCGAGGGUGUGUACGAGCAGCCCCAGCAAACCCUCACGUACGACAAACUCUCCCGUCUGCCGUACCUCGAUGCGGUUGUACGGGAGGCGCUACGGCUGUACCCCUCCCUGCCCUGCCCGGCAACUGCCCGUACGGUCACCAAGGACGUGUUCCUGGCUGGCCGGCUGGUCCGCUCGGGCAGUGAGGUGUGGGUGGACGCGCUCUCGCUGCACCGCUGCCCCGCCCGCUGGAGCCAGCCCGACUCCUUCCUGCCGGCCAGGUGGAUGCGGCAGCAGCAGCAGGCGGCAGCAACGACGGGAUCUUACAACAGCAGCGGCAGCACUGGUAACAGCAGCGGCAAGGAGAGCAGCAACGACAGCGAGGGGCAGCAGCAGCAGACGGCAGUAGCAGCAGCAGCGGUACCGCUAUCAGCUACUAUCGCUGGUGCGCCGGCGGGCUACGACGGAAUGUGCACCGUGGAACCGGACUCCGGAGCGACCACCACAUCACCGGAACCGGGCAGCGCAAUCGGCGGCAGCGCCGCUGCUGCUACCGCUACUGCAACCGACGGCGGCUCAGCGGCAGCAGCAGCGGCCCCUAGCAGCGGCCCCGCUGACGGCCCUGCAGCUGCUGCUGCUGGUGGCACCCCGCCGCAGCCGCCGCUGUGCAGCCCGGGCGCCUUCAUGCCGUUCGGGUCCGGCGCGCGGAGCUGCCUGGGUCAGCGGUUGGCGGUUGCUGAGGUGAAGGCGGUGGUGGCGGUGCUGGUGAGCUACCUGGUGCUGCAGCCGGCGGAGG
Messenger RNA from Astrephomene gubernaculifera, 2028 nucleotides. Lineage: Eukaryota; Viridiplantae; Chlorophyta; Chlorophyceae; Chlamydomonadales; Astrephomenaceae. The record is from the annotation of a GenBank genome assembly.